Esox lucius (northern pike) is the source of this 1430-nucleotide messenger RNA. RefSeq names its product inner centromere protein-like. The record is from RefSeq and is a predicted model, not a curated record. Gene Ontology annotation, molecular function: DNA binding. The transcript is spliced from 13 exons. Lineage: Eukaryota; Metazoa; Chordata; Actinopteri; Esociformes; Esocidae. The coding region runs from base 27 to 1319 and encodes 430 amino acids.
CCGAAAGAUAACGGCUGGGCGUAAAAAUGGCGAUAUCAGCGUUGGAGAUCCGCUAUGUCCUACUUGAAUGGACUGAGGGUGAGGAUAGAGGGGCCCAUAGUAUUUUGGCUCUCGACUGUGUCCGGAAUUUUUCAGUAAAAAAUUUUCUUGAAAGGACUGAAAAAAACGAGAAGCUGGUGGAAUGGCGAAAAGGCCGCCAACCCUGGCCGGUGCACCGAGCAAGAAUUAUUGACGUGGCAAAAUUUGAAAAAACUCUCCAAAUUAAACUGCGUGGGAUCGAGAUGGAGAAAGAAGUCACACAGCAAACAAAACGUCCUCACAUCCCAAACUCAAAGUACCGUGAUCAGGGGCAGACUGAGAAGGCUUCAAAGAAAAGGGUUGACAAUAAAAAGAGAUGUCCUUCUAAAUACAACCACGAGGAGAAGGAGGAGGAGGAGGAGGAGGAUGAGGCGCGUCAUGACAGGCCUUCAAAGAACAAGCGGGCCAGCGAAGAGGAGGAGCGUAUUGGGGAUGAAGAGGACAUAGUACCACCCUCUAAGAAAAAGACAGCUGCUGAAUUUAGAAAACACCUGGAUGAACAGAUGUGGGAGAGAAGGAAACUUGACCAAAUGCAAAGAAAUUUGCAGGAGUUGAGAAAUGAAGUCCAUUCUCUUAAAAAUGAAAAUGCACGUCUGAAAGACAUUAUCAUCAAUCAAAUCCCUCAAAUGAAAAGUGACAUCGCCAUUAUUGCUCAAAAGACUGGAAGGACUCCUGUGGAGGAUCUAGAUUCCUCCUUCUCGACUUUUGGAGAAAUGCAACCGACUCCAGAGAGGAGACAGAGCCCAGAGGACAGCGAGCCCUUUAAAGAAAGUCCCAUGGUGACUGAGCGCUUUCGAGAGACACCACAGACUGCAGCAACAGCUGAGACCUCAGCGAAAACACAGAUGGAAGUUAUAAAGGGCUCUGGGGUGUUUUGCCAGGCAGAAGCGUGGAAAGCAGCCCGCCUUGCCCCCUCUGCUACUGCCAUGGUGCGGAAUCUCCUGCUGGGCACCUUUGAUUUGGAGACUUUGCUGAAAAGCAACCUGAAUGGUGGGAAGCCAACCAGAGGGGAUGGGGAGCAGCUGGUCGCACUUGACCAAAUUAAAAAGGCAGCCAUUAUUGCCACAUUGCUGGGGUAUUGCGCUGUAAGAUGCUACAUUGAAGAAGUGGCCGGCAGCCAGCCGAGGGCAGAUAGGCACAUCUAUCAAUUCAAAGCUCACGGAGCUGAGAAGAUCAACAAGAUAAAUAGUUUUUUUUUUCUAUUCAGUUUUUUGUCUUGUUUUUGUUCUUGUUCUAUUUGAUUGUUCUUAAGUAAAUAAAUAAAUGUACAUUUCUACAUUUUGGGCUUUUAUUUAUGUUGCAUAGUAGCUAUGGAUUUUAAUAAUUUUACUAAUAUAUAGGUAAACAUAUAG